Messenger RNA from Mesorhabditis spiculigera, 633 nucleotides. Lineage: Eukaryota; Metazoa; Nematoda; Chromadorea; Rhabditida; Rhabditidae. The record is from the annotation of a GenBank genome assembly.
AUGAUGAUUUCCCGUUUUCAGAAAGAACGCAAGGUGCUGAACAGCAAACGCCUCGACCUCGAUGCCUGCAAGAGCCGCUUGAAAAAGGCGAAAACGAUGGAGACGACGACUGCCGGAAAUAGCCGCACCACUGGCGGUUUUACCGUAGAACAGGCUGAAGCAGACUUGCGAGUGGCCCAGGCCGAAUUCGACAAGCAGGCCGAGAUCACGAAGCUUUUGCUGGAGGGAAUUCAAUCGGCACAUAACAGCCAACUCAAAUGCCUGCGCGACUUUGUGGAAGCGCAAAUGAUGUUCUACGCGCAGGCGCAUCAAUACAUGGCCGAUUUGCAGCGUGAAUUGUCUGGAAUGCUAACCCUCGGAAACACGUCGGUGGUGAUGGCGCCUGCGGGGAAUAGCUUCGCCUCGAGAAUCAGCUCGCCGCCAGGUGGUGGAAAGGGCCUGGAUCCGGACGACCUAUCAACAAAACAGGCCAAAGUUCUGAUGGCCUACGAGGCGGUGACACCAAAUGAAAUCUCGGUGGCGGAGAAUGAUAUCCUGAUCAUCUACCGCCUGCCCGGCAUGGACCCCGAGUUUGUGAUGGCCGAAAAGGGAGGGAAUCGCGGCAAGGUCCCGAUUUCCUACCUUGAAGUACUC